Messenger RNA from Microthlaspi erraticum, 888 nucleotides. Lineage: Eukaryota; Viridiplantae; Streptophyta; Magnoliopsida; Brassicales; Brassicaceae. The record is from the annotation of a GenBank genome assembly.
AUGGGAGAGAACGAACCAUUUCGUGGUCAGUUCAUGUUUUAUAAGAGAUGGGCCCUAGACCCUAAUUUUUCAACUGUUGUCAAAAAUGCUUGGGAGAGUGGAAGUUCAUCUCACUUGGGGACAAGUCUAACACGUAUUGUUAACUGCCGGAGAGCAAUUAGUGGAUGGAAAGAGCAAAAUGGGUCAAAUUCUUUGACAAGGAUCACAAAGCUACGAGAAGAACUGGAAGAGGAAGAAGAGGAGCGAUAUCCAUGGUUUACGAGAAUUGCUGAGAUCAAAAUCGAGCUAGCUAUAGCUUAUUGUGACGAGGAAAUCUUCUGGAGACAGAAAUCUCGAGAGAAGUGGUUGAGGGAAGGAGAUAGGAAUACAAAGUUCUUUCAAGCUUCUGUGAAAUCUACGAGAGCUAAAAACUCGUUGCAGUUUUUACUUGAUGAGCACGAAAGAGAACAGUUUUCUAAUCGGGAUAAGAGUGAAGUGGCAGUGCGGUAUUUCUCCGAUUUGUUUAAGACUUCUUCCCCGACGUCUUUCACUGAGAUCUUCUCAGAUUUUCUCCCUAGAGUGACAGACGCAAUGAAUGCUGGGCUUAUAUGUGAUGUAACUUUGGAAGAAGUCCGCUUAGCUGUUUUUUCUAUCGAGAGCGAGAAAACACCGGGCCAUGAUGGAAUGACUGGAUUCUUCUAUAAAAAGUAUUGGGAGAUUGUGAAGCAUCAGCUGUUUGAGGAUGUGCGCCGUUUUUUUAGAUGUGGAAAGAUACAAGACGAAUGGAACCAUACGUAUAUCACCCUCAUUCCAAAGAUUAGUACACCUCGACGAAUGACGGAUCUCAGACCUAUUAGCCUUUGUACGGUGUUAUACAAGAUCUUGUCUAAGAUCUCACAUCUCGACUGA